Messenger RNA from Eruca vesicaria subsp. sativa (arugula), 1881 nucleotides. The record is from the annotation of a GenBank genome assembly. NCBI's taxonomy places the organism in Eukaryota, Viridiplantae, Streptophyta, Magnoliopsida, Brassicales, Brassicaceae.
CUAGCAUCCACCAAAAAUUCCCAACGAAGAAGAAGAUGCCUACCAAUCUGUUCGACGACGAAGGAGACUCUCCUCCGAACAAUGCCCCUGUUGAGUUUGAGGUGGACAAUGAAUACCUUCUUAGGUUGGAAAACAACAGACAACGCACCGAUCUCAGGCGAUACGAGGCGGCGGUGAGGGAAGGUAUAAUCCAUGAGGACGUAGAAGACGAAUCCGAAGAAGAAGAAGCUUCUGAUCCUGAGGAGGAGAUCGGAGUUGGUGAAGUAUCUGUGUGGAUCGAAUCUUUGGUUAAGUUAAGGAAACGUGACCCUGAGUAUCUAGCUACAGGCCAAAACGAUGAUGCCGUAAAGAAGAAGGUUCUUAAGGACGAGAAGAAGAAGAAGAAGAAGAUGUAUCUGAAAGAUGUUCAGGCACAGCAGUUGCUUGAGGAGGAAGAUGAAGAGAGGAGUGAGACUUACGGUGAGCAGCAAGAGGAGUUGAGGCGAGCUGUGUCUGAUGCUGUGGAGGCUGGAGGGGAAGAGAGUGAUGAUGAUGAAGAUCUCUUGAAAGUCAAGGAAGGUUAUGAUGAUGAUGAGGAGGAAGAAGAAGAAGAUGAUGAGCUUAAGGAGAUUGCUGAUGAGUAUUUCGGUAAAGAGUCUGAGAUUGGUGAAAGCGACAAGUUCUUGAGAGAUUACUUACUGAAACAGAUGUGGAAGGAGAGCAAAACUCAAGUGAUUAUUGAUGAAGCAGAGCUUGAUCAAAUCUCAGAUGACGAGUUAUUGGUUAUUAAGCAAGAGGAGUUUGAGGCUAAGUAUCGUCAUGAAGAGGAUGCAGGGGGGAUUGUUAUGGGUCAGUCUAGGAUUGUUGAAGGUUCCGUGAGGAAGAAGGAUAACGCAAGGAAAAAACAGAGGAAGAACAAGGAGGAUAGAUUGAAAAUUGCUGAGAUUGAGAGGCAAGAAGAGCUUAAGCGUCUCAAGAAUGUCAAGAAGAAUGAGAUUAAGGAGAAGAUGAAGAAGGUUCUUUCUAUUGCUGGGUUUAAAGAAGGAGAAGAGUUUCCUUUAGAUGCAAGAGGCUUGGACGAUGAGUUUGAUCCUGAGGAGUAUGAUAAGAUGAUGAAAGCUGCUUUUGAUGAUACUUACUACGGUGCUGAGGACUCAGAGUUGAUGCAUAGUGAUGAAGAUGAUGGUGAUGAGAAGCCUGACUUUGACAAGGAAGAUGAACUUCUUGGACUCCCAAAGAAUUGGGAUGUGAUUCAGAGUGGGGAUGGGUUUACAGCCACGAGAGAAAAGGUUUUGAAGCAGAAGGAGAAUAGUGCCAGUGAUGAUGAUGAAGAAGAAGAGACAGAGGAAGCAUUGAUGGAGGAGUACUACAAGCUUGAAUAUGAGGACACAAUUGGUGAUUUGAAAACAAGGUUUAAGUAUGCGAAAGUACAACCAAACAGCUACGGGCUUGAGAAAGAAGAGAUACUCUUCUUGGACGACACAGAGCUGAACCAGUACGUACCAUUGAAGAAGAUGGCUCCUUACAUGGAAAAGGACUGGGAGGUGAACAAAUACAAGGUUAAGGAGCAUAAACUUAAGUUCAAUGAGUUGCUGGAGAGGGUUGAUAAUCCCGCCGAUGAGAAGAGAAGCAAGAAGAAGAGCAAGAAGAGCGAUGGUGAAGAGAAGAGAGAUGUUAUUAAGGAGAAGAAGCCAGCAGCACCGAUUGCAGAUGAGGAAGGCGACGCUGAAACAAGCAAACUAUCAAGGAAGGCGAAGAGAAGAAGACGUGAAGCUGAGAAGAAGCUUCCUCCUAACAGAAUGGUUGCUUAUGGCAAGACAAAUUAAAGAUGAAUCAAGGUUAUUAACCCGAUCUAGGUUUGUAAGAGGAGUUUUGGCAUCAUAUACUACAAUUCCUAAUCUG